This is a messenger RNA of Diospyros lotus (date-plum), 1038 nucleotides long. RefSeq lists its product as uncharacterized. Gene Ontology annotation, molecular function: nucleic acid binding. Lineage: Eukaryota; Viridiplantae; Streptophyta; Magnoliopsida; Ericales; Ebenaceae. The record is from RefSeq and is a predicted model, not a curated record. The transcript has 7 exons. The coding region runs from base 1 to 1038 and encodes 345 amino acids.
AUGGCUGCAAAUAAUUAUCAAUGGCCUUCAGAAAGAACUAUGCCAAAUAGAUCAAGUGGGAUACAUGAAAUUGAAGCAUUUACUGCUUUAAAUGCUAACGUAGACUCUAUUUAUAAAAGACUAGAUCAAUUGAGUAUUAAUGCUGUUGAUUCUGUUAUGCAGGUUUGUGAAUUGUGUGCUGGACAACAUGUUACAAGCGAAUGUCAAGCUGAGGCAUUAGCUCAAAUGCUAAGCUAUGCCAAGUUUUUGAAAGAAAUUCUAUGCAAGAAGACAAGGAAAUUGGGCUUAAAUGAAGUGAAGCCUACAACUAUUUCUUUACAAUUGGCAUAUAGAUAUGUGAAAUAUCCACUAGGAGUCAUUGAAGAUGUUCUUGUCAAAGUGGAAAAUUUCAUCUUUCCAGUAGAUUUUAUUGUGCUUGAUAUGGAGGAAGAUAGAGAGGUUGAUAUUAUUGAUGAAUGUGUCGCUGAAAUUUAUGAAAAUCCUAAAGAUCCUUUAAGAAAAGAUGCGCAGUUUUUCGAUGCACCAUCAACAACAUUGUUAGAAUUGGAUCCACCAGAGUUAUCUACAAGAGUCAUCCAAUCAUGUUCAUCAAGAAGAACGAUUUUUGAAGAACUUGGAAAAGGAUCAACCCCAUCAAUUCCAUCCAUCGAGCAACCCCCAAAGCUUGAUCUCAAGCAACUACCAUCACACUUAAGGUUGAAUAAAGCGCUAAUUUCAGCUCCCAUUAUAAUGUCACCUGAUUGGAGUCUUCCUUUCGAACUGAUGUGUGAUGCAAGAACUCCUUAUCAUCCUCAAAUGAGUGGUCAAGUGGAAAUUUCCAAUAGAGAAAUCAAGAGAAUAUUGGAAACAACAGUGAAUUCUUCAAGGUCAACAUUCAAAACACCAAUUGGAAUUUUCCCAUAUCGUCUAGUCUAUGGUAAGGCUUGUCAUUUACCGGUGGAACUGGAGCAUAAAGCUUACUGGGCAAUGAAGCAGCUGAAUUUUGACAUGAAAGCUGCGGGUGAAAAAAGAUUGUUGCAAUUGAAUGAAACGCCUUGA